CCAAACAAAACAGCCGCAAACUUAAUAAAAAAAUCCAAAACCUCUCUUAAACCCUCCCAACACAAAUUUUGCAACCUAACCACUUCACACAUGACACAACAUAAAAACAACAACAAGUAGGAACCAAACUACAUGCUUCUUCAAUAGCUAAAACGCAUGAAGACUAAUAACAACGUUUCUGGAGAGAGGAAAUCGCGGAAGAGACGCAGUGGUGAAAGUGAUUCUGUGGAGGACACACUUGAAAAGUGGAAGGAGUACAACAGGCAGCAACAACUUGGCUCUAGAGAAAAUGGGGUGGAAGUGAUUCACAAAGUUCCUGCAAAAGGGUCGAGAAAAGGAUGCAUGAGAGGAAAGGGAGGGCCUCAGAACUCCGAUUGCAAGUUCAGAGGUGUGAGGCAGAGGAUUUGGGGUAAAUGGGUUGCCGAGAUUCGAGAACCUAUCAAUGGCAAGCUUGUUGGUGAGAAAGCAAAUAGGCUUUGGCUUGGUACUUUCUCCACUGCACUUGAGGCUGCUCUUGCUUAUGAUGAAGCAGCUAAGGCCAUGUAUGGCCCUUGUGCCCGUUUGAAUUUUCCCGAGCCAAUAGACUCUAAUGGAUCAUCAUCUUCUAGUGGAAGUGAUAAAAAAUCACCAAGUGGUUCUUCGGAGAAUGGUGGUGAUGUUGCAAUAGCUGAGGAGUUGGAGGUGAACCAUCGUCGGUGUCAUGAAGACAGACCAAGAUUUUCUAAGGUUGGUGUCUUUGAGAAAGCAGAAGAGAUGCCGGUUCUUUCUGUAGGUUGUGUGGCUGAUGACUCAAUAGAGGAGUUGAAGGAAAUCAGUAAUGGCUUUGAACAGUGUCAAACAAGUGAAGAAUGUAAGGCAACAUCUUUGAAUGAUGUUAAGUCUGAAGUACCGAGAGAAAAUGAAGGAAUAGAGAAAGAAUUGGAGGAGGUUUUGAAAAACUCUGGCAUAGGUGGAGAGGGUAGACACUUGCAGAAGGAGCCUAUGGAUAUACCUAUGAAUACAAGAAGUAACUUUUGUAGCUCUUCUGCCUCUUCGGAUGCUGCUACCAUUCUGAUAAAGAGUGAAGAAACAAGAGGAGAAUCAGUUGAAACUUUGAACUCUUAUGAGUUGAGCUGCAGCAACCAUUGCCUUGGAUAUAUGCAUAAUAAUAUGCUGCCAGAUACCAAUCCAAGACCAAAUUCUGAGACAUCUAUUGCAAAGAAACAUACUGAGGAAGUAAUUUCUGAAAUCCUGGGACUAAGUCACAACAAGCGCUUGAAGAUUAGCCAUAGUCAAUCACCAAAUGAGCAAUAUAGAAGAAGUGAACAUUUUGAUGAGAUGAAAACUAGGCUUAAGGGUUUGGAAUGCAAGCUGAGAGCACAUUCUAUUCAUUACAAGAAUCAGGCACCAAUAGUAGGGGACUCCAAUCAUCCUUCUAUGCAGGGAAUUCAUCUCUUUGGUGGUGGCACAGUUGGACCAAUUGAAGGCAUGUCCCAAGUUGAGGCUUUGAACAACAUCAACACAAACAGAAAUUCACUACCUGGAUUCAGUUCUGGCCAUGGUAGGAAGUUGUGUGAUCUUUCUCAACAGCUGCACAAACUUGGUGGUUACCUUCCUGAGCAAUGGAAUAGUAUGCAGUUUCCAGACUUGGAUGCUGGUCAUGAUUAUAGUUUCUUAAAUCCUGAUUAUGAUUUUGGCUUAUAUGAAGAACAGAAGUUACUUGAUAUAUGCUUUCCACAUGUAGGAUCUUAGUAUUAUUAAAGGCUUACAGUGUUUGUUUUUCGCUUUGGUGGGGUUACUUAUAGCAUGUUUUUUUCCCCACCUUGGCUAUUCAAUAAGAUAUGUUUCUGUUCUCUUUCACUAUAGAGACUUUGUAGUAAGGAUUUUGUAUUAAGUCAUAAAUUAUAAAUGUUGAAGAACUAUGAUGAAUGGUGAUUA
Glycine soja is the source of this 1917-nucleotide messenger RNA. RefSeq lists its product as uncharacterized. Bases 157 to 1731 code for a protein of 524 amino acids. Gene Ontology annotation, molecular function: transcription cis-regulatory region binding; DNA-binding transcription factor activity. The record is from RefSeq and is a predicted model, not a curated record. NCBI's taxonomy places the organism in Eukaryota, Viridiplantae, Streptophyta, Magnoliopsida, Fabales, Fabaceae. The transcript is spliced from 2 exons. Gene Ontology annotation, biological process: response to stress; positive regulation of DNA-templated transcription. Gene Ontology annotation, cellular component: nucleus.